Dipodomys ordii (Ord's kangaroo rat) is the source of this 5765-nucleotide messenger RNA. Its product is annotated as chromosome unknown open reading frame, human C10orf12. The record is from RefSeq and is a predicted model, not a curated record. Lineage: Eukaryota; Metazoa; Chordata; Mammalia; Rodentia; Heteromyidae. The transcript has a single exon. Bases 249 to 3938 code for a protein of 1229 amino acids.
AACCUCCUCCUGAGAUAAUCUCUACAGAUGAAAGAGAAAAUUCCUUCACCAUUGUCCAAAAAGAUUCUUCUGAACUUCCAGCUACUCGGUCUGAUUCUGGAAGUUCAACAGAUAAUUCUGCUGUGGGAUACCUCAGUGCAUCUAAUUCUUCAUCGAGUUUCCACCAUAUCUCUAAAAGCUCAGAGGGACAAACCACUGGACAGGAACAAGACACAAAUGCAAAACCAUGUGAAGAUGGUAAAGACCAUAUGCAGAGUUCACCUUUGGUAGAAAGUCUAAUCACAGUGAAAGGGACAGUUGAAAAUAAUGACGAAGGCAACAGCUGUGUUAUUUCUCCAAGAAAUUCAUUGAAAGCUUUAUCAGAAGAGACAUGGGACUCAGGGUUUAUGGGCAACUCAGCUAGAACUGCUGACAAAGAGAAUGCUUUACAGUGCAGUUCAAAAAUACCUUUGUGCCAGGAUUUGGAGGCAAAUGAACAAGACACAAGGCCAAAGCAAGAGUACCAUCGUCAUUCACUAGGAAGAAAUAAGGUAGGUUACUAUUCACAUCCCAGUGACAAGGCCCAGUUUGAUCAUUCUAAAGAUGGCUGGUUAACCCCUAACCCCAUGCCAGCUGUGCACAAAGCUUCUAAUGGACACACAAGAAACAAGAUACCAAAUUCCAUCAAGACCGCUCGGAAAAGUAAAAGGGCAUCAGGAUUGAGAAUAAAUGAUUAUGAUAACCAAUGUGAUGUUGUUUAUAUUAGUCAACCAAUAACAGAAUGCCACUUUGAGACUCAACGAUCCAUAUUAUCUUCUCGGAAAACAGCCAGAAAGAGUACUCGAGGGUACUUUUUCAAUGGUGAUUGUUGUGAACUGCCAACUGUUCGCACACUGGCCAGAAAUUUGCACUCCCAGGAAAAGGGUUGCUGCUCAUUACCGACCUCAGAAGUGGUUUCAACUCCUAAGCCUUCUCUUAUAAUUCCAGCCCCUAGGCACAUGGUGGAUGUACAACCUCCAAGACAAGACAACCCUGAAGAGUCUGGUAAGGAAAUAACAAGAGAAGAGAGAAAUGGAGACCCUUCAUCUGCAAAAGCCUGUCAAGAGCCUGAGGUUUGCCCCAGGAUGUGUGAACCAAAUCCUAGCUGUUCCUCCAAAUCAGGGGAUACAUCAGCCUCCAGCCAAUUAGGUUCUCUCCCUGAUGAGGUCAGGCCAGAAGGCAAUACUGCACUGUCUACUCUCACAGCCGAUACAAUGUUUUUCCCUAAAGGAGACCAACAACCAGUUGUCCUGCUAGAUGCAGAGCAGAUGAAUGUACUUCAGGACUGCCAUCUGAUUCCCACCACUGAAAACACUUCUAGGAGAGACCCUGAAGAUAUCCUUACUAAAUCUCAAUCUUUUCCUGAAAUAAUCAGCAGAAAAGAAAGUCCUCUAUGCCCAGGAAACCAGGGUUCCCUUGUGGAGAUGGAUCCUCCUCUGAGUCUAGGACAGGCUGAUCACAGCCAAAGCCUCAGUACUGAGGUCCAAACUACAGACACUGAGGAGCUAGAUACUGAUUCAUUCCUGCGGCAAAGGAGCACUUUCACUAAUGGAAGUCCUAAUGAGAUGAAAAGAAGUGAAGCAGCAGGUGCUACAGGACAAUUGGAGGGAGAGAGUGAUAAAUACUCUUCAGAAAAAGAUAGGUGUGAUCUAAGCAUUGACCCAUCUGAAGAGAAUCUGGACAAGAAGAAAAGAGGCAAAAAGUCCCUUGAGGCCUCUGAUAGGUACCGAAGAAGUCCCCUUUCAGAGCCCUCCUCUUCUGAUAGCUGCCUGGAGAAACAAAGUUCCGAUUGUUCCUCUGCUUGUCCUGAGGUCAAGAUUUCUAAAAGCUGUGAUGAAAAGCAUUCUAAGAAAGAAGAGGACUCUGUUAUUACAACACCACAAGGCAUUCCAGAUGGCAUCACCUAUAUAGAAAACUUGGCAAACCCAACUGUCAGUGAGUGUCCCUCUGAGAAAGAUGCUGAGCAAGGGGAUGAAAGAGGUGGGAUCAUCACGAGGCAGAGUUUUAAAAACAUUCUAGUAACAGAAAUCAAGAAGGAAGAGAACAUUCUUCCUAGCAGUGAUCUCAUGACUACGGUUGCCCAGCCUCUCCCUGGUGAGAGACUAGAAGUAUAUGUUCAGUCUAAGAUGAAUGAGGGAGAUACUCACGUCCAGUCAGAAAGCAGUCCUUAUAAGAGGAACCCAGAGCAACCAGAAGACAGGCCAGAACACAUGCCUGCACAGGAUUUGGAGGCAGUUGAAAAUGAGGUAGAAAGUGAGGAUACCCAGCAUAGAGAUGAUACUAGCAUAGCUUCAUCUAGCUCAGCUGGGAUGUCAAAUAGUCAAGGUAGUGACACUGCUGGGCCACCAAAAUUGGGAGCAAGGCCUAAAAGAUUGAUCUCUUCAACCUAUAACCUGAGACAUGUUCAUUCUGUAGAUUACUUGGAUACUACAAAAGUGACAGCAGGAAAGGAAGCUGCACAAGUAAACUCCAUGCCAAAGGAAAGUGCUUCUGACAGUGCAGACCCCUCAGAUGAGGAUGAUGAAGACACAGUGGAUGAACAGCCCAAAUUUGUAGAGUGGUGUGCUGAGGAGGAGAACCAGGAGCUUAUAGCUAACUUCAAUGUUCAGUAUAUGAGAGUUCAGCGGGGAUGGAUCCAGUUAGAGAAAGAAGCACAGCCAACAGCAAGAGCAAGGAAAAAGUUAGAUAAGCUGAAAGAUAUUUGGAAAAGCAAGAAAAGGUCACGGAAAUGUAAGGGUUCCUUGGAGGUUCAGAAGUUUUCUCCUGUUCAGAUGCUGUUUAUGUCAAACUUUAAGUUAUCUAAUGUUUGUAAAUGGUUCAUGGAAACAACUGAAACCCGAUCUUUAGUCAUUGUAAAGAAGCUCAAUACACGCCUUCCAGGAGAUGUCCCACCUGUCAAACACCCUCUUCAGAAGUACUCUCCUUCUAGCCUGUACCCGAGUUCACUGCAGGCUGAACGAUUGAAAAAACACUUAAAGAAAUUUCCUGGCGCUACUCCUGCUAGGAAUAAUUGGAAAACGCAGAAGAUCUGGACUAAACUUAGAGAAAAUUUUAACCAAGCAGAGCCAGAGGGCAGCGUUGAUGUCAACCUCAGCCCUAAUUCUGAAGCCAGCGUAGAAGAAGUCAAGGAAGGAAGAAAUAGCCAUCCCCCCACAAACCUGCCCACUCCAGCCAGCACCCGAAUCCUUAGAAAAUAUUCCAAUAUUCGAGGGAAGCUCAGAGCCCAGAAACGAUUGAUCAACAUGAACAGUCCACUGGGCAUGGCUUCAGAAACCAAGCCAAGUCGGAAGACUGUGUGUAUCAAUCCUUUGAUGUCCCCAAAGCUCGCCCUCCAGGUGGGUGCAGAUGGAUUUCCUGUUAAGUCCAAGAAUGCUAAAGGUGUAAAGAGAAGGAAAGGGAAGCAGAGGCCUGAAGUCUUGCUUAAAGCUGAAGGUCAAAACAAACGCAGGAGAAUAGAAGGGGGCAGUACUCAAGACAGUAAGGACCGGGGCCUGGUGUCAAAAGCUAAGCGUGUGGAUGGAGCCACCCGAAUUACUGCCAAGAGGCCAGCUGCAAAGAACAAAAACAGCCAACUGCCUAAAAAGAUGUCUUCGAAAGAGAAUAAAACAAAGAUCCCUAAAAAGACCCCUAGAAAGAGCUUUCUUUCUUCUAGGAAAGAAAAAGAGAAUACAAACAAAAGACGUACCCAGCCCACCGGAUCCUCAGAAGCACUGAAACCUUCAAAAUCUACCAGGCAAAGAGGGAGUGGUGAAUCCCCAUCAAGGCCCCAGAAAGCCUCCAACAGGAAGCCAAACAGUGGGAAGACGCGCGCUAGACCCUUGACAAAACGCCCAGAGAACAAUGCAACCCAGAGAAAGAGAAAGCUCAAGGCGAAGCCAGACUUUUCCCACAGCAAACGGAGGCGGGUGGAUGCAAAGUAAGGGAAGACUGGCAGCCAAGAGAGAAACUGUUCUAUAGAAGUAACCUUUUAUUUUGCAUUAACUAUAUCUGCUUUUAUAAGCUUAUCAAGCCUUUCAAGUUACAGUUAAUAGAAAACACCACCGUUGGAGAUGUCAGAAAAUGCAUCUCAGGUAGAGGAGGGAACUUGUAGAGUCCUCUUCUGAGGUUAAGGGAAGUUAUAUAUUAUAUUCUGGUUGUUCCUUGGGUUUUAAACUUGGAACCAAGAAGUUUUCUUUUUAAAAAGUACAGUGCCUUAUUUAUCCUUUUUGUUUUAAAAUUUACAAAAGCUAAAAAGCUGAUCUAUGUGAUUAAAGGCUUGUAUUUUAUACUUGAUGCACAAGCACUUGUACUGUAGCCAAGAAGACCACCACCCUGCAUGAGAAAAGAGCUGUCAGCAGCCACCCUACCAUGUCUGUCCUAGAACAGACUCCCCCUUUGCAAACUCCAGCAGAACUUCCCUCUGUCUCCUUUUUUUUUUUUGAGUGUUUAUUUGAAAGCUAAACCAAAUUACGAGGAUGCAGAGGAUUUACCAUUAUUCUAAAAGAUUAAUACUUGCUACCCUCUUAAAAAUCAUAUUCAUUAUUGGUCACUCUUCUCACUUUGGACUUUUUUUUUUAACUUAUUUGAGAACAUAUUUUCUAAAUUCUAUGCCCAUAGGAGAAAAGAUGUCACAACUGUUAAUUUCGGUUUAUGACCUCCAAAAAAUAUUUGUGUCCUCAAACUGUAUUUCUGAGUCAUCCUCUUCAAUUUUGACCUUGAAGCCUUGCUAGCUCUCUGACCAGGUUUUCAUCCUAUUUUGCUCCCCCCUACAAAAAAAUUGUUUUGAUUUUAGUUUUACAAUUCUAAUUUUUGACAAUUAGGAUGAAAGUGACUUUCUUAUUUCCUUUCUUACCCCACAGCGCUUCCCUAUUCAGAGAGCCAACCUGUUAUUUACAGUAAUAGGAAAGCAAGAGUGUGGGCACAUGCACUGUCUCCCAGACUCAGUUUUUCCUUAGAAUACUUUUUCUUCCUCCAUGUAGUGUGUCCAGGAGCUAAGUAAUUAAUACCAGCCAGAUGGUUUAAAAGUAGCUCAAUGUCUCACACGUCCCAGCACCAUUUUGGCAUCAGACUUGGAGAAGUGGGAACAGCAGAAUUAUAUAAAGGUCAGAGAACCUGGAAGCUGGAAGAGGCUUCCUAGCAUCUCAGUGGGCCACACCCUUAAAAUCUAGCUGCGGGGCUCUGAUACAAAGGUACUUGCCUGGAGUGGAUGUCCAUUUCAAUCUAUUAGUACCACUGUAGUGGUUAAAUACUUGUAAUGUCACUCCUUCAUAUAUACGUGGCUCAGAAGCUGAGCUGCAUUAUCAUAAUUGCUGUUUGCCUUUCCUGGGUGGAGCCUGAGAUAGGCCCAUUGGCUUUACUUAGUAGCUAUGAUAGUGCUCCCUCAGAAUGUUCUUGACAUUUCCAUUGGGCCACUCUGCAAACCAUUUGGUUGUUAAAAGCCUCAGUCAGCUUCUUUGACGUGUUCUGUCACCAAAAUAGGUGUGUAUGGACAGCAUUUACUCUGUCCUUAUUUAAAAGUUUUCUAUGUAGGUUAUUUCAGAUCUUAGACUUUUCAUACAAAUUAUGGUAGAAUAGGCCUUCUAUUCUCUUUAAGGUUUGCUGUAUAUAGUGGAAACUUCUGAUGUUUGGAUAGGACUGGAGAAACGCAUUUGAUUCAUGAGAAAUUGGGAGUUGUGUUGAAUUUCAUAGUGAAAUUAUCUCUAUUAAAUUCUCUUUUUCCCUCUUCUCCUCUCCCCUCUCUCCUCUCCCCUCUCCAUCCCUCCCCUCUC